Molecule: messenger RNA, 1125 nt
Organism: Desarmillaria tabescens
Lineage: Eukaryota; Fungi; Basidiomycota; Agaricomycetes; Agaricales; Physalacriaceae
Exons: 4
Coding region: 1-822 (273 amino acids)
Biological process (GO): ribosomal small subunit biogenesis
Cellular component (GO): nucleolus
Molecular function (GO): rRNA binding
Source: RefSeq, a predicted model, not a curated record
AUGUCUACUCCUCAAAAACUAACCAAGAAGCAGAAGAAGGCUAUUGCUUUCCGUGAACGCAAGUCGGGCAAAAAUGUUCAUGGCCACGCGCAUAGCAUGGAGGUUGACAGUAUUCCUGUCGUGGAAAUCCAGGACGACGUUGAUGGCUCGGGUGAUCAGGUGGAGGGUGAAGAGGUGGGUGAGGAAAAGAGUAAAAAGGCGAGCAACAAAGGCAAGGCGAAAGCCAAGAUUGAUGACGGUGAAGGCGAGGCUCGGGAUAAGAAAAAGAGGAAAGCGGGAAGUAACCUCAAAUACACGACAUCCUUGGACACAAUCAAAGCUCAUUUUGCUGCUUGUGGUCUACCCACCACCGAGUGUUCGUUUACUUACACCAAAACCACGCCCGGAAAGACUACGACAAAAUCCAAAGGUUGCGCGUUUCUUGAAUUCACGCAUCGAAAUGCAUUGCAGCAGGCACUCAAACUACAUCAAUCUCAACUGGAUGGCCGUUUGAUUAAUGUCGAGUUGACAGCAGGAGGUGGCGGAAAGGGAGAAACUAGGAUACAAAAGGUAAAAGAUAGAAACAGGGAGCUUCACGGCCAAAGAAAAGAGAAACUGGAAAAGCAAGCCAAAGACGGGGCACUCAUAUCGACAACGGCACGGCCUCAACGGUAUUCUGCAACGUCCGGGGUGGAUCAAGCGCCGUCGAAGAUGCGAACAUGGACUAUUGGCGAUACGGUAGAAAGUGAAACACACCGUGGGGGCGUCAAGCACGACAAGAGUAGAAAACCACGAGGGGGGAAGGCCUGGGGGACUGGGGUUAAUGCGAUACCCGUUGGUUAGCCAGCCUUUGUUUAAUGUGCUCUUGGGUAUCAUAUUAAUAUAAGUGCAUGUCUAUCCAUAUCAUGCAUAUAGGUGCAUAAUUUACUGUCCGUCGAAUGUACAGGUUCCCGCCCUGCAUAGUGAUCCUUAUGAUACCAGAAUAAAGACCAGGAACUGCGAAAACACGGUCAGUUAUUGAACCAGCCUCCAUGAGCAAAACUACAGACGCACGAAGACAAUAAGAACCCCAAAUAUUUUCAGCAUCAGCCACCGAUUACUUGAAAUACUAGCAUAAUACUUCAAGAGUUCUCGUUGUGCACCACU